AUCAAACCGGAACCCUCUGACUGCCAGACAACCGCUCUUACCUCCUGAGAUAUAUGUAUAGCCUAUUUUUUUUAAAUCGCGCUUGCCUAGCUUCUUCUUAUGCCUGCUCCAACGUUCUGUGUAAUGUUUUCCAUCCAAUCAUUUCUUCAGUCAUAACAGACGGUAUAUUCAGUAAAAAGUGGCGGAUUGUAUACAUCUCUAUCCAAUACGCUCGUUGAGUAGAAUUGCGCAAUCGCGUAAUUCAGGGUAAACUGGCAUUGGAAAAUGUCUAAAUUUGCAACGGUUAUGACUUAUUGAUGCUGUUUUGGUAUUUAAAAUUGCAGAAUAUUCAUGAGUAGCCUACUCACAGGCGUUGCACAAUUCCAGCUGGUAGCCUAGCUCGCGAUUAGAGCAAUGCAAAUCGUUCCGACAGCACAAAAAAAAGAGAAAAGAAACACCAGUUAAAUACGCCUGAAGACCAUUAUCUGUAUUUCAGUACCGUGAACACUAGGGCUUACGCCUCUCAUACUCUUCCCGGUGGAGACUUCAUCAGUAGGCAGCUGUUUGUACUUGGGAAUCAAGCAACCAUGGUGGAUAAUGAAGUUUUUGCGUCUUUCGUUUUCUACAGCACGCUUCUUAUACUUAAAAUGUACAUCCUUGCAAUUAUUACGGGGCAACAAAGACUUCAUCGAAAGGCGUUCUGUAACCCUGAAGAUGCCAUGAGACACGGAGGACUUCAGUACCACAGAGAAGAUCCCGAUGUUGAGCGAAGUAGGAGGGCCCAUCGAAAUGACAUGGAGAACAUCUUCCCUUUCUUGUUUCUGGGUGCAGUGUAUUCCAUAACCGAACCCACUUUACUUAUUGCCCGAGUUCAUUUCCAAGUCUUCUUUCUUGCACGAAUUAUGCACACUGUUGCAUAUUUGUUUGCCCUGAAAGCCCCUACUCGCUCUGUUUCUUACACAAUCGGCCAGGUGUCCUGCCUUUCCAUGCUAGUGCAGAUCCUCCUCACUGUGGGUUCACACUGGUGAAAUUAUGUCAGCAGCACCCAAUAUCAGGGACAUUGGUUCGCAAUUUUGAGUGCAUAGCAGGACAACAAAUGAAAAAUGUGCUCUGUGUUCUAUUUGUCAUGCUAUUUAAUAAUGUUCCUUAGUUGUCAUCUAUACAAGAUGUCAGUAUUUGAAGAAGACAAAGCCCUUGAAUUCACACAUGAAGGUUUUUAUAAAGGUUCUUGCCCCCCCUCCCAUAUUAAAGUUCAGCAAAUCUUGUAUCAAAGGAUUUAAAAAACGAUUAAUUAAACUUGCAUUCGUUAGCCAACAAGCUAUUUGUGAAGGUGAAUAAGUGAAUUUUAAUUUACAUAUGUUUGCAGGGAACAUUUUAUGUAAAUUUAUCAUUUUGUUUCAUCACUACUUAUCACGGUAGCAUGACAGUGUUUGCUGUGACCUACCCAUCGCUCUGUAUUCAAACAGGAUGUGAAACUUGUUUUAAAUGGUUUCAUCGUCUGUGGUAGAUUUUGUGACAGCACCUAAGUGCAAGCGUCUGUGAUACUCCUGUGCUGGUCUGCUGGGUAAACCUAGAAGCCCUGACUGAGCUGGUCAAAUAUGGGACUGGGCUGGAAUUUAGACAGCUCAGUGUGAAGGGCCUGCUGGAGCGCGGUGAAUGUUGUGAUGUGUGCUUUUGUCUUGUUCAGGCUUGAUUGCUGCCGUGCCCUUCAGGGAAGGUUUUCUGUUGGCUUCUGAAGCGACUGCUUUAUGACCAGGGUUAUGCAGUGUCUGAAAGGCACUUUAUAGGAGGUAUUUUUAAGCUUUACAGCUGAUGCACAGGGUGCCAUUUACUGGAAUGAACCGUAACAUUUGUAACACUGUUUAUCAGUUAUCAACCUGUUACCCAUACGUAUGAUGAUAUUACUUUGUGCUGAUACAGUUUUGUUAAUCAAACAUCGUAGCAUAACAAUAGAACUGUAAAGCAUUUUGAAGAUCCUGAAUGUGUUUCUUAAUGUGUUAUAUACAUCCUGAAUGUGUUUUGGUGUAGAAAAAUAGCUUUUAAUAGAGAGGAUUAUUUCCUUUCAUUAAUAUGUGGCUAUGUACAAUUACAGAAGAAAAAGGAUGAAAAAAAGAUUCACACUCUAAAGGAAAAAUAAGAUUAAUAUAUUUUUGAUAAAGAACAUGUUUUUAAAAAUAUUUAUGUAAUGUUUAUUUUUAUUUUAUAAUGACACACUGUUGUCAAUAGGAAAGAGUCAGUGAGAUGCAGUAUUGAAAAGGUGUUGGGAUGUAUCUAAAAUGAUUUGUAAGUUGAAGAUGAGCACUGUUUUGUGGGUUUCUCUCAGUGGGUUGGUACUGUGGGGUCUAGAACAAUAUACUUGAGAGAGCAUGAUGAAACCAUGUGACGCCGCAUUGCCUAAAUUAAUCAUUGAUUUGUAACCUAGUGCAGUAUUCAUUUCUUAUGUAUUUCAUGUUAUCAUUCUGCUAUUUGACACAUUUUCUUUUUCAAUGUAAUUUGCAUGGAGUUAGGAUUGGAUUAGGUAUUAACUGAUUAUUAUUAAGAAGAAUUAUUUUAAUAAAGCUUAUUGCUUUUUGCUUGUUUUAUCAAGGAAUGCAAAAAAUGUACCUAUGGAAUUACAGAACUUAGAAGAAACCUUGAUUAACUUAACAAAAUAUUUAUUUUACUACUGUUGCGACUGCUUUUAUUUUAUUUCCAUUAACUUCUGCUUCAACAAUUAAUUCUACAAAUAAUUGCUUCUGUUUUUUGAGACACAUGCAAUACUGUCCUCUUAUCUAUGUUUCUUAAAGAUGGAAAGAUAUUUAGGAAUAAUUAUUUCUUCUCAUAUGUCUAGUUGCUUAAUAUGGUGGAAUAUUGUCAAGUUGUAGAGGACAUAUUAAAAGUAAUAGGAAAUGUUUUAUUUCCUGGUUUAUAGAUCAAAGGUGUGAAACACAAAAGAUAUUGUAUAUGUGAGGCAAUCCAUUAGCAAAUGUAAGCUUGCAUUUCAGAUAUAUCUCUGAAUGGAAAAGCUGGGCAUAGUAUUGAGCCAAUGCGAUAUUCUGUUUCGUGUGUUUAAAUGUAUGAGCCAAGGUCAUCUGCUGGUAUGCAGAAGGAAUUUAAGAAUCCAUCCUGUUUGUACCUGCCAGCUCCUGAAUAGCCCUUUGAGAAAAGUCUGUACCUGUGUGGUAAAAUCAAAAAAGGGAGAGUGGUCAGCCUUUUUCUUCUCAUUAAGGCACACCUUUCUACUUUUGACAAUGUUUAUACUAUUCUAAUAGCUUAGCUUUAUGUUAAAUUAAAGUAUGUUUUAGCAUUAAAUUGACUUAACUUUGAGUUUUCAAGUGUCAUUGUUAUUAUAAUUUUUCAGGAGUUAUCUAGUGAAGCAGGAGGAUCUGCUUUCCAAUGCUGGAGAGAUGUUAUGUGCUAGGCCCAAGGCCCAGAUUGCAGUCCUUUACAUAUCCAGGGCUUUAUUCCAGCAUUCUUCCCUGAGUUACAUAAAGGCCUCUGGACUGUACCCGAGGGGCUGGAAAGGGGAAGAGCCAAACAUGGGUUGUUUAUUUUACUGCUAAGACUUCAGUGAAAAUGAACUCUCUCUCUCUCACACACACACACACACACACUCACUCCUCUCUCACACACACACACUCUCACUCCUCUAUCUCACACACACACUCACUCCUCUCUCUCUCUUUCUCUCUCCCACACAUACAUACAAAGCCUGUCUUUACCAUCAAAACCAAAAGCGUAAUUAUUAGUAUUAUCCUUACGCUUUAAUGUAAACGGUUUAGUGUUUGGUUUAAUGAAGGUGACUACCUGUUUUAACUUGUCUUCUGCUUACAAGGGAAAAUUUAAAAUGCUCUCGUCCACAGGCACGUAAUACUCUUUGUGGAAGAGAGAUUACCCUGCUUCUGCCUAUAUAUUCCCUUCUCACGGGAUGAGUGCAAUUUAAUGUGAAGUAAAGCUUUCAAUUCUCUGCUGCCACUUCCUGUCUGUCCUGAGCUUAUGUUUCCUUGCGAAUGUAGUGAUUUAAUAAUCUCUACUUCUAUAUAAUAAAUUAUGCUUUGGUCACAUA
Anguilla anguilla (European eel) is the source of this 4024-nucleotide messenger RNA. It is a transcript of the gene ptges, whose product is annotated as prostaglandin E synthase. NCBI's taxonomy places the organism in Eukaryota, Metazoa, Chordata, Actinopteri, Anguilliformes, Anguillidae. Gene Ontology annotation, molecular function: prostaglandin-E synthase activity. The record is from RefSeq and is a predicted model, not a curated record. The transcript has 3 exons. Gene Ontology annotation, biological process: prostaglandin biosynthetic process. Gene Ontology annotation, cellular component: membrane. Bases 567 to 1007 code for a protein of 146 amino acids.